ACCAGUCUGACCGUCGAACAGUGAGGACCAAAGGUCGAUUGGACUUGGACGGAGUUGCUCGACAUUGCGCGGGCCCGCGAGGAGCCGGACGACCGUUCGAGGAAUCGGGAAGGAAACUUCACAGAAAAGUCAAGCGGAUCAACGGAAAUUACGAAACGGAGGAUUCGCCCGUUCUUCCGGAACAAGUUGAAGCGGAAGAACCGGAGGAGUCUCGACGCUCGUAGCAUUCUCCGCCGAAACGGAGAAGCGUGCGGAUACGUACUUCGAACUGGAAAACGGAAGUCCCCGGGGAACUGCUCGCUCGACUACUAAGUGUACGGUGGAAACACAACAAGUUCCCGAAAUGCUGGCAGCCUCGAUUUGUCACGAAAUCUACUAUACAGUAUUGCCCAGUACGACCAUGACCUCGCGAGUACCACGCUGUCUCUUUGGCCGGCCGAACUCGCGGGAGACCAUUGAGAUGCUCCAGGAGGCGCUAGACGCGGAGAGGAGCAAAUUCGCCAGGAGAUGGGGAGUGGACCCGUGCUCCGAGGAUAAGGAGAAUAACUACCAGAGGCGGAAUAACGAGAGGAGUGACCGGUCGCCCAAUAAAAAGCGGAGUAAUCCGUAUUCAAGGCAGACCAGCAUUCACGAUUAUUGGCGAGCUCGAAAAGUGUGCGACGUGAACAAGAAACCGCUGAUGCCUGCAGUAGACAUAUCAAAGCAAAAUGUGGAAUCGAAAACAACUAAAGCGACCGCUACGACAACGACAACGACGAUAACGAAGACCACGUAGAAGACGAUGUUGAAAUGAUUGCGUAUUCCUAGACCCCGUGUACACGUGCGGUUUUCUCUUGUUUUGCAACGGUGGUGAAAAAAACCGCCAUAUUAAUUUAAUUUUAUCGGAUAACAAGAAAAUCAACUCGGAAGCAGUUAGUUAAAAAUUGUUUUAAAAAAAUUAAUAUAUUUUGCAUUUAUCGGACUAAUCAAAUAUUAUUUAAAUAUUAUUUAAAUAACACUGUUAAAUAUUAUUUAAAUACUAUUUUGUUUUAAUUUUGAAGGACGCACUGCAUAAAGUAAUGACCGUCAAGUAACAAAAUAAGUAUAAAUAAACUGUUAGGCGCGGGGUUUUAAUGAUCGUUUGCGUAAGCCGGAUUUCGUUUACGCUACCGAAAUUUGUAUAUUUGUUCUUUGGUCUUUCGAAUAUUAUAUAUUAUUAUGGAUGAAUUAUUAAAAUAAUCAUCUUUAGAGUUAAUCGCCACAGAUGUAUUAACUAAUUUUUGUAAAUAAUUUGUCAAGUGAUUUAUGGAGGUUUAAGUGGACUCACCGUUGUAAUUGUCAACUAAAGUGCCCAAAUGAUCGAUUAUCAAUUUAAAGUGGCUUACUAACAUGAUUUUUAGCUCUGUAUAUUAUAUCUUUUCACGGCGGCGACGAUCCAUCGAAAGCCUAAAACGGUUGAUUCUACGACGAAACCGACGAUGCAGCGCCUCCAAAGACUAAUUGAUUACAAAUGUCAAUUUUCGCACCUCCGCAACUCUCGUCACGCGAGAGACAGGAGAAUGUCCUAUGUACAUGUUGUUUUAGACUUAAAGGAGAAAGUUCUCUAGUCAUUUAAUCAUUUAAGCUAGUAAUAAACUAUUGUGCUUUCAUUCCUACA
This is a messenger RNA of Solenopsis invicta (red fire ant), 1636 nucleotides long. RefSeq lists its product as uncharacterized. The coding region runs from base 344 to 775 and encodes 143 amino acids. NCBI's taxonomy places the organism in Eukaryota, Metazoa, Arthropoda, Insecta, Hymenoptera, Formicidae. The transcript has 2 exons. The record is from RefSeq and is a predicted model, not a curated record.